GCGCACGUGCGGACUCUCGGUGCGCACUGAUGACGCAGUUUGGACGCGCCGGACUGUGGACGCCGUGCGAGUACUUUUCCCAAUUUGAAUUUUCGGGUUUGUUUCUUCUCGUCGAAUCGCGAGGAUGGCGGUGCCAGCUCCUCAGAAACGUUACUACCGGCAGCGUGCUCACUCCAAUCCAAUGGCGGAUCACGCCUUCGAAUACCCUGUUAGGCCUGAGGAGAUGGAUUGGUCUCAGUACUACCCUGAAUACUUCAAACCACUCUCUGACAAGGAUCAUCACGAUGAUGACAAAGAUGUAACCGAUAAUCAUUUGAAAUCUCAAGUGGAAUUUGCAGACGUAGGGUGUGGCUAUGGAGGCCUGCUGGUGGAGCUAUCUCCUCUCUUUCCCAAUUCACUAAUUCUGGGGCUAGAAAUCAGAGUGAAGGUAUCUGACUAUGUGAUAGAUCGGAUCAAAUCCCUAAGAGCAUCAAACCCUGGAAAAUACCAGAACAUCGCUUGCAUAAGAAGCAACGCAAUGAAGUACUUACCAAACUUCUUCAACAAAGGACAGCUGAGCAAGAUGUUCUUUCUUUUUCCGGAUCCACAUUUUAAGAAGACAAAACACAAAUGGCGAAUUAUUAGCUCAACUUUGCUGGCUGAGUACGCCUAUGUUCUGCGUGUGGGGGGUUUAGUUUAUACCAUUACUGAUGUGCAGGAAGUGCAUGAGUGGAUGGUCAAACACUUCACUGAGCACCCCUUGUUUGAAAGAGUACAGCUGGAGGAUCUGAAGGAUGAUGUCAUUGUCGAUCGUCUGGGUGUAUGUACAGAAGAAGGCAAAAAAGUAUUAAGAAGUGGUGGACAGAAUUUUACUGCAGUGUUCCGACGAAUUGAGGGGAAAAACCCGAACAUAAAAACUGAAGGGGAAAAGUCAUGAGAAGAGCACACCUUGCCUUGAUUUUACAAAGAAAGUGACUGUUGAAAGGCACACUGCUCGGUUGGAACACGCUUAGUGUCCUUUCUUUUAGCCACAUAAAUCAGAGAUGCUACAUUAAAGAGUGUUGCAUUUCAUGUUUUUUAAUUACAAAACCAGAUAAAAGAAAUCUAGCAUGGAAAAAGUUGAUAAUUAUAUUCACACGUGGGUAGGUAUUUCAGUGUGCCAACAGUGGAAGCAUUGAAAAUCAGUUUCAUUAUAUAUCAUUUUUGAGAUGUUCUAUUUUUCCCAAAGAUUCCCAAAAAAUAAGGAAUACUUAAUUACCUGAUGUGAUGCAAACUAUUCAGUGUGAUUUCCUACAAGUUAUCACCGUGUCUGUUGUUUAUUCUAGCAUGUUUGUAUUGUUGCUGUGAGAUUGGUGUGAUAACUUGUUGAUUCUGAGACAUUCGUUUAUACCUGUACAUUCCAUCACUGCUACUUGAAUUGCAACAGCAAUUGCACUUCAGAAAUAAUUUAGAAGCUUUAAAGCAUCCUGCGAUCAUUAAAAAAAAGAAAAUGGCAACUUUUUCUCUUGACACCUUAGGGAAUUUAUCAAUGCUAUGUUACUGUCCUAAAUUACUUUGAACUUCUGGUAUAACUGUCCUGAGUGCAAUCCACCUUCGGUUUACAUGAUUUGCCAAGUCAGAAGGGUAUGGAUUCCAAUCCUACUUCAGAAAUGUGAAAUUUGGCUGGCUGUCUGGUGUGGAACUGAGGGAGUGAUGCAUUGUUGGAGGUUUCAAAGGUGAGAACUUUUUUUGUUCAAAUAAAAAUCAUUUGGCACCAAAGGAGCAAUAUGCCACUGGGCUGGCCAAAUUUCCUCCCUCUACGUUUGCCACCAGUAGUAGACCAACUGUUUAUCCGUUUACUUUUCUUUUCCUGGGACUUUGGGGUACAUAGAUUGACUUUGCAGCAUAGAAAAUACUUCAGAUUAAGUGAGCUACCUUCAAAACCGAAGUUGUCAUGAUUAUUUAUAUGGCAGGUAUAACCUUGGAUCUUAAUCAAAGUCAAAAUUUUCUUCAUCUUUUUAUUCAUAUUCCCAUCUGUCCUGCUGGUUUUGAGAAAGUUGGUUCCACUACCAAAGUGUUUCAGUGCCUAUGCUGAUGUUAGAGCUUUCCCACAGUAGGCUUCAGGUUCAUUGCAACAUCUUUGCUAAUCUAAUCAUUUAAAACCUAUGAACCUGCAUUGUUUCUGGUAGACUUUGAUAAUGGACCAGUUUCAACCGGCUCAUGCAUACUUUGACAGCAGUCAUAGAUCAAGUUUAUUGUUCUGUUCUAGAUAGCAAAUUUUUAACCAUUUAAAUCAAAAUUGCUGUUUUCCAACAGGUGGGUCAGAAAUUAUAGCACAAGGCUUAGAAGAAGACAAUAAUUAACUGAAAGGUCAUCAUGUGAGUUAAGGUUGUAAAGAACAGAAAUGUAUAAAGCCUUUCAAACUUUUGACCUAGAAUAUGUUAAUUGGCUAAGGGUUCUUUUUGGUUGUAAAGAGUGUUUUGUAGACUUGUUCUUGCAUCUUAACAAAUGAAGAGUUUAAGAAGGGAUAUCUGUAUUUUGUUCUGAGUAAGCAGACACUAUUCUCCCAUUUUGUUUACUUUUGCCUGCAUUUUCAAGCUAGGAAGCUCCUGUCAUUUUGGGUGGAAUAAGGAUAUUUAUGAAAUUGCAUUCAGAAUUUAAAAACUGCAAGUUUCUGUUCAUAGCUUGUGUGUCUUCAGUAAAAUAUUUCAAUUUGUGAAA
Molecule: messenger RNA, 2679 nt
Organism: Hypanus sabinus (Atlantic stingray)
Lineage: Eukaryota; Metazoa; Chordata; Chondrichthyes; Myliobatiformes; Dasyatidae
Gene: mettl1
Product: methyltransferase 1, tRNA methylguanosine
Exons: 6
Coding region: 125-916 (263 amino acids)
Biological process (GO): RNA (guanine-N7)-methylation; tRNA methylation
Cellular component (GO): tRNA methyltransferase complex
Molecular function (GO): tRNA (guanine(46)-N7)-methyltransferase activity
Source: RefSeq, a predicted model, not a curated record